Molecule: messenger RNA, 1458 nt
Organism: Trypanosoma grayi
Lineage: Eukaryota; Euglenozoa; Kinetoplastea; Trypanosomatida; Trypanosomatidae
Exons: 1
Source: RefSeq, a predicted model, not a curated record
AUGAGCUCCAGCGAUGACGAGUGGCGAAACCCGCCCGUGUUUCCUGGGGGGAUGAGUCGCGGUGGCGGUGAGAGCUCACUUUUGGCCGCGCGGCGGCAGGCGGCGCAGCGGCAGCGGGAAGCGGCAGCGCUGCGCGUCCCGACGAAAGACCCUCCUGCGCUGCAAGAGAACUUCACGGCCAUAGAACAGUCAGAGCCGCCAAAGCAGUCGCAGGCAGAGGUGACUGAAGAAAUGCUCGAAUCGUUGCGCCGCGAGCUUGAGGCGAAGAAAAAAGUGCUCGCGGCCGCGAAUGAAAAGGAGACUGCACUGAGGGAUAGAUGGCGGGCGCAAAAAGCGCAGAAGCUCGCCGAGCUUGCGCAGCUUGACGCCAAACUUCGUCACCAGCAGGACAAGAUGGAAGAAGUCAAGGCGGCGGCGGAACGUGAGGUACGUGACGCGGAGGACGCGCAACGGCAGCGCCUGAGCGAGGAGCGCAGCAGGUUGGAGGCGGAGAUACGCGAGCAGUACGAGCCACAAAUCGCAGCCCAGCGUGCUCUCCUCGAAGAGCUGCAGCAAAGGGAGGCGAAGCUACAGGCGGAAUUGAGUGCGGGUGACACGGCCAAGGAUCUUGUCAACAAAUGCAUUGGAAGUGCCCUUGUCACUAUACUGCAGCGUGUAGAGGGCAUGUUUGCAGACAAUGCAGCUGCAACAGGUGAUUGGGAAGAUGAUGUGCAGCGACUCGUGCGUCACGAGGUGCGCUCUUCCUUCGCCGUGGCGAGCGACAGUGAGGCACAGCACGAGCGUGAGGACUACCAGAAGCUGUUCGAAGACACGCUCGCAUUUUGGCGCAAGGCUGAGGAGGAAGAGCGGGACUACGUGCUCAAGAUGGAUGAACAGCUGCUGCUGGACCUGCAGUCUAUGGUGCACGAUGAUCUUGACCGGCUGCAGCGCGAGGAGCUGGGCAUGGAGGAACUCUACGUCGAGUCACGCGAGGCGUGGGCGACGCAGCAGCAGGAAAUGCUGAAACGCGAAUUGGAUGCCGCGAUGGAGCGCCGCGCCGCUGAGUUCGACGAACAGCGUUCGCAGCGCCAUCAGUUGCACGUCGAGCGCAUGAAGGCGGUGGAAGAGAAGCAGCAGGAUAUGGUGGAGAAGCAGCGGUGGCUUCAUGAAAAGCACAUGGCACUGCUGCGCGAGCAGCACGCAAGAGAAGAGCAGAUCGCCGAUACGCACAGACGCAUCGCUGCAGCGACGCACGCGGACGUGUCACGCACCACGGAGGAAUUCACCCGCAUCGUGCACGCCGUCGAGGCGCUGCUCCAGCGGCUAAAGGACUAUCGCACCGCCGUCGACGAGGGGCGCGCGGCACUCGACAACGAUCGGCGCCGCGCUCUGGAGGCCCGCGAGACGACGCUGGCGGCGCUGCAGCACGCCGUCACACAGCAGACGGUCGCGGUAGGCGCUGAGCACGACGCGCUCUCG